AUGUACCCUGUGGUUGUAGCAGCCUCACAACGAGCACUUCUGGCCAUCAGCGCCACAGCAGGAGGCUACGAUGAACAAGGGAAAGAAAUAAAAGGGCAAGAAAUGAGACAGAGGGAGAAAAAUAAAAGCAUUCACUUGGUCUUGACGGAGAUGGGCACUAGAGUAGGUCCGUGGGGGAGAUGCAUGGGAGACGAAUGCGGUCCGGGCGGCAUCCAGACGCGAGCGGUGUGGUGUGCCCACGUGGAGGGCUGGACCACGCUGCCCACCAACUGCAAGCAGCCCGAGAGGCCGGACAACCAGCAGAGCUGCUUUCGGGUCUGCGACUGGCACAAGGAGCUGUACGACUGGCAGAUUGGCAACUGGAACCCGUGUCGGCCCGUCCUCUCCCGCAGCCACGAGAAGCCUUUGGAGUGCCUCAGAGGGGAGGAAGGGAUCCAGACGAGGGACAUCACCUGCAUCCAGAAGUCCAACGGGGUGCCGGCUGAGGAUGUCAUCUGCGAGUACUUUGAGCCCAAGCCUCGGCAGGAGCAGGCCUGCCUCAUCCCGUGCCGGCAGGACUGCAUCGUGGCCGAAUUUUCCCCCUGGUCGGAGUGCUCCAAGACCUGUGGCAACGGGCUUCAGCAUCGAACUCGCCACGUUGUGGCUCCGCCGCAGUUCGGGGGCUCUGCUUGUCCCAACCUCACCGAGUUUCAGAUCUGUCAGUCCAGCCCCUGUGCCACUGAAGAAAGCCUCUACAGCCUCAACGUGGGACCCUGGAGCGCCUGCUCGGUGCCCCAUUCGAGGCAAAUAAGGCAAGCGAGGAAACGGGGGAAGAACAAAGACAAGGAAAAGGACAGAGAGAAGGCGGUUCGGGAUCCCGAGGCUCGGGAGUUAAUUAAGAAGAAGAGGAAUCGAAACAGACAGAAUAGACAGGAGAACAAGUACUGGGACAUACAAAUUGGGUACCAAACCAGGCAGGUCACGUGUACUCACAGAAACGGGAAAACUGCUGCUCUGAGCUUCUGCAAACAAGACAAGUUGCCCAUUACGUUCCAGUCCUGCGUGAUCACGAAGGAGUGCCAGGUGUCAGAGUGGUCCGAAUGGACCCCCUGCUCCAAAACCUGCUUUGACAUGACCACCCCGAAGGGGAAUCGUACGAGAUCACGGACCAUUAAGCAGCUCCCUAUCGGCGGCGAAAGCGAGUGCCCGCAAUUAGAAGAAACAGAGCAGUGCGUUACUCAAGGAGAUGGCGUGGCACCGUGCAUCACGUAUGGCUGGCGGACCACGGAGUGGACAGAAUGUCGUGUUGAUCCUCUCCUCAGCCAACAGGACAAGAGGCGAGGGAAUCAGACCGCGCUGUGCGGCGGCGGCAUCCAAACCCGAGAAAUGUACUGCGUGCAAGCUAACGAAAACCUCCUCUCCUAUUUAAAUACCCUCAAGGAAAAAGAAGAAAGUCAGUCACAGAGCAAGUCGAAGGCUAGUGCUGCACCUCUGCUAUCCAUCACUUUUGAAAUAACAGCCUCGAGGCCAGUGGACCGUAGUCUGUGUACGGGACCUCUUCCCAGCACCUCCCAACUGUGCCAUAUCCCCUGUCCUACAGAGUGUGAGACCUCGGCGUGGUCUGCCUGGGGACCAUGCACCUACGAAAGCUGUGAUGAUCCUCAGGCCAAGAAAGGCUUCAAACUAAGGAAGCGGCGCAUCACCAAUGAGCCUACAGGAGGAACGGGAAACUGCCCUCACCUGCUGGAAGCCAUCCCGUGUGAAGAGCCCUCCUGCUAUGACUGGAGAAUCGUGGGGCUGGAGGAGUGCAUUCCUGACAACGAGAAGCCAUGUGGCCCUGGUACGCAGGUUCCUGUCGUCGUCUGCGUCAACAGCGACGGAGAAGAGGUUGACAGACAGCUGUGCAGAGAUGCUAUCUACCCCAUCCCGGUCGUCUGCGAAGCUCCGUGCCCCAAGGACUGUGUGCUCAGCACGUGGUCUUCAUGGUCCUCCUGCUCCCACACCUGCUCCGGCAAAACCACAGAAGGGAAGCAGAUGCGCGCCCGCUCCAUUCUGGCCUACGCAGGUGAAGGAGGAAUACAGUGCCCAAAUAGUAGUGCCCUGCAGGAAACGCGCAGCUGUAACGAACACUCUUGCACUGUGUAUCAUUGGCAGACUGGCCCCUGGGGACAGUGCAUAGAGGAUACCUCUGUCUCUGCCUUCAACUCCUCGGCCAGCUGGAACGGGGAGGCCACCUGCUCUGUGGGGAUGCAGACAAGAAAGGUCAUCUGUGUGAGAGUCAACGUGGGACAAGUGGGCCCAAAAAAAUGCCCUGAGAGUCUCCGACCAGAAACGGUGAGGCCUUGUCUGCUUCCCUGUAGGAAGGACUGUAUUGUGACUCCAUUCAGUGACUGGACACCAUGUCCAUCUUCGUGCCAAGAAGGAGGUGUCACAGUGAAGAAACAGUCCCGUCAUCGAGUCAUCAUCCAGCUCCCCGCCAACGGGGGCCGGGAAUGCCCGGACUCCUUGUUUGAGGAAAAAGAAUGUGAAGCUUCUCCUGUCUGCUAUAGCUACAGGUGGAAGACCCACAAGUGGCGCAGGUGCCAGCUCGUCCCGUGGUACGUGCGCCAGGACAGCCCCGGAGCACAUGAGACGUGUGGACCUGGGCUACAAGCAAGAGCAAUUACUUGUCGCAGACAAGACGGAGGACAGGCUGACAUCAGCGAGUGCCUUAAAUACUCUGGCCCAUUACCACCCUUAACACAGACGUGCCAGAUUCCCUGCCAAGAAGACUGUCAGUUUACCAACUGGUCAAAGUUUUCUUCCUGUAAUGGGGACUGUGGAGGAGUCAGGACAAGAAAACGGACUCUUGUCGGAAAAAGUAAGAAAAGAGAUAAAUGCAAAAAUUCGCAGUUGUAUCCUCUGAUUGAGAACCAGUUCUGUCCGUGUGACAAGUACAGUGCUCAGCCUGUGGGAAACUGGUCAGACUGUAUUUUACCAGAGGGUAAACUGGAAGUGCUGCUGGGAAUGAAGGUCCAAGGAGACGUUAAGGAAUGUGGACAAGGCUACCGCUACCAGGCCAUGGCGUGCUACGACCAAAACAAUCGACUUGUGGAAACGUCGCGAUGCAACAGUCACGGUUAUAUUGAGGAAGCCUGUAUUAUUCCCUGUCCCUCAGACUGCAAGCUCAGUGAGUGGUCCAACUGGUCUCGUUGUAGUAAAUCCUGUGGCAGUGGGGUAAAAGUUCGCUCUAAAUGGCUCCGUGAAAAACCCUACAAUGGGGGAAGACCUUGUCCAAAGCUAGAUCAUGUCAAUCAGGCUCAGGUUUAUGAGGUAGUUCCCUGCCACAGUGACUGCAGCCAGUACGUGUGGGUCACUGAGCCCUGGAGCGUCUGCAAGGUGACCAACGUGGACUUAAAAGUGAACUGUGGGGAAGGUGUUCAAACGAGGAAAGUCAGGUGUAUGUUGAACACCGUGGAUGGUCCUUCUGACACUGUAGAAGACUAUCUGUGUGAUCCUGAAGAAAUGCCACUUGGUGCUAGAAAAUGCACCUUACCCUGUCCCGAGGACUGUGUGAUGUCUGAGUGGGGAUCGUGGUCACGAUGUUCCUUGCCAUGCAAUGGAAGCAGUGUCCGUGAGAGGUCUGCUGAGUCCCUCAGACAACCUGAUGAUGGAAAGUCCUGUCCUGCUGCCACCGAGACAGAAGCCUGCACCUUGAACAAAAACUGCUACCACUAUGACUACAAUGUGACAGACUGGAGCACGUGUCAGCUCAGCGAGAAGGCUGUGUGUGGUAACGGUAUCAAAACACGGAUGCUCGACUGCGUUCGCAGCGACGGCAAAUCGGUUGACCUGAAGUACUGCGAGGAGCUUGGUUUGGAGAAGACCUGGCAAAUGAAUAUGUCCUGUGUGGUGGAAUGUCCUGUGAACUGUCAGCUCUCGGACUGGUCCCCUUGGUCUGAGUGCUCUCAAACAUGUGGCCUUACAGGAAAAAUGAUCAGAAGAAGGACCAUAAAUCAGCCAUUUCAGGGUGAUGGGAGACCUUGUCCCUCUCAGAUGGAGCAAUUCAAACCCUGUCCAGUAAAACCCUGUUAUCGAUGGCAAUACGGUCAAUGGUCUGCGUGCAAAGUAGAGGAUGCUCAAUGUGGAGAGGGAACACGAGUGAGGAACAUUUCCUGUGUGGUUUUUGAUGGAUCCGCUGAAGAUGUUGGCAAAAUAGUGGAUGAGGAAUUCUGUGGAGAAAUAGAGCCUAUUAUAGAUGGUAAUAAGAAGAUGAUACUUGAGGAAACCUGCACUGUCCCUUGUCCAGGGGACUGUUACUUGAGAGAGUGGUCAGAAUGGAGCCUUUGUCAGUUGACCUGUGUUAAUGGUGAGGAUCUUGGCUUCGGAGGGAUACAAGUCCGAUCUCGGGCAGUGAUCAUUCAGGAAUUAGAGAAUCAACACCUCUGUCCAGAACAGGCUUUGGAAACAAGACCAUGCAAUGAUGGGCAGUGCUAUGAAUACAAGUGGAUGGCUAGUCCCUGGAAAGGAUCUUCUCGAACUGUGUGGUGCCAAAGGUCAGAUGGUUUAAACGUCACAGGGGGCUGUUUAGUGAUGCGCCAGCCAGACGCUGACAGGUCAUGUAACCCACCGUGCAGCCAACCCCACGCUUACUGCAGUGAGACUAGAACGUGCAGUUGUGAAGAUGGAUACACUGAAGUGAUGUCCUCCGAUGGCACACUCCAACAGUGCACACUCAUCCCGGUGGUGGUGAUCCCCACCAUGGAGGACAAAAAGGGAGAUGUGAAAACCAGUCGAGCUGUGAACCCCACCCAGCCCUCCAGUAACCAGUCAGGAGGACGAGGAAGGACUUGGUUUCUACAGCCUUUUGGGCCAGGUGAAGUCAUGCAAUGAGCAGUUCUUAAUGCUAAGUGCUGCUGCAGGGUCUGGCAUUUACAUUUUUUGUGAUGCUGAGGAAGAAAAGAAAAGAAAAACCCUUAACUGUUCAUUUAAGAAGAUGGGCAUCUGCCCUGACUGAAAACAAUGGAAGAGAUAUAAGCAAACCCGUAGACUUCUCAGCUCCUCCAUCAGUACGUUUAAUGGAAGCUUGUAUUGCAGAUUUCCUUUUAAUCCCUUCUACCUAUUAAAAGUCACAGUAGCUAUUUGAAAUGUAACUUUAGAAGGGAGGUAGGUGCAAAAUUGCAAGGCAGGAUAUUAGAUUAUGCUGUCCUGACCAAUAACGCUGUAGACAGAGGAGUGAGAAGGUAGCACUGAAGACUGCAGAGGGCAAGGGCUGCUUAAAAUUUGCAGCCGUAGCAUAAAUGGUAGGAAAAUAAUUAGUAUAGAUAUGCUAAUGCUUUUCUGCCAUAUCCACAUUUAAACUAAUUUAUGUUAGACAAGAGCUAACCAUAUUAUUGAAAUUUAGCUCUAAGUCUCUAUAUUUGCUUUUAUGAUGGACCAGGUUCUUUAGUGCUGAACAAGGAUUUAUGUGCAAGAGUGGCAAAAAAUACAUGGCAAGACAGUUAUCCCAUCAAAAAUACUUCAUGAAGUCCAUCAUGUAGUCAGAUUUCAGUAAAUAUUUCAUGGUACUAUGAAGCAUUGAGAUUAAAUGAAACUUUAAGUAACAAAUUACUUUCACAGAAGGAGAUAACGAUGCUUGUCCAAAAUGAUAGUUAGAUUGAGGGCAAUUGCUUAUCUUCUUAAGUGUCUUUUAAAUCACAUAGAGCUAAAUAUUCUACCACACUUGUGUCUUAAAGUGUUCGGUUUUUUUAAACACUUUUAUGAAUGUUUUUAGUUUGAUAAUUAAAAACAGUAUCUUUACCUCCAUAAUACAUAAACUGCUGAAAACUGAGAACUACAGAAAUACUUUUAAUAAGCAGAUUAAACCAUGUUUGGGUUAGAAAUACUUAUGUUAGAUCCCAUUAGUCCUAUUUACUGUUAUUUGUACUGUAACUCUAUAUUUGAUACCUGCAAUAAAAUGGUCUUUACUCCAAUUAGCUAAUAUUUUAAUCCACAAUAAAAAAAAAAAAAGGAAAAUUAA
Messenger RNA from Calidris pugnax (ruff), 5977 nucleotides. RefSeq names its product thrombospondin type 1 domain containing 7A (gene THSD7A). Gene Ontology annotation, biological process: actin cytoskeleton organization. The transcript has 28 exons. Lineage: Eukaryota; Metazoa; Chordata; Aves; Charadriiformes; Scolopacidae. Gene Ontology annotation, cellular component: plasma membrane. The record is from RefSeq and is a predicted model, not a curated record. The coding region runs from base 1 to 4851 and encodes 1616 amino acids.